This is a messenger RNA of Ziziphus jujuba (common jujube), 729 nucleotides long. RefSeq lists its product as uncharacterized. The transcript is spliced from 2 exons. Lineage: Eukaryota; Viridiplantae; Streptophyta; Magnoliopsida; Rosales; Rhamnaceae. The coding region runs from base 140 to 586 and encodes 148 amino acids. The record is from RefSeq and is a predicted model, not a curated record.
UGAUAUGCAAUCCGUUGGUAGCCAAACAUUAUCCAAAAGCCUAAGGAAGUCAUAAACUUGCAGAGUGAAAGUAGAAAUUUCAUGGUAGAGAACUUAGAAUGAGUGAAUAGAAUAAUCCGACAAGUAAAUUAAAUUGGCAAUGAAAUCCAUCCAAGCACUUCAUGCUCCACUAUUACUUUCAUUGCAUGCAAAGCUGAAACACAAACAGCAACUGAUAACACCUGAAGUCGUACCAUGGCUUUCCAACGAUGGACCUACUGAGCUUACUCUACGGAGGCAACGGUUUCGCUAUUCACCACCCACCAAAGCCAUGCACAAUCCCAUUCUUCUUGAUCUCACUUCCCCUUCCAGGUCCACCGACAUGUCGGCCUUCCUUCAGAUCAGUGCACUGCUUUUAUUCUUCUACUGGAUAUCGAAUUUUGUUGUGCCGGAUAUCAUCUCCAAAUAUUAUAAAUUCGAUGAGGUGGGUGAAAAUGGGAAUGCCAGAGAUGAGAGGCCUGUAGAAGAUGAGGAAACAGAACCCACAUCGGGCAGUAAAACAAGAUCCAGCAGGAAGAAAAGAAGCUUCAAUGGCACCAAAACAUAAAUAUAACUUCAAACUGCUCGGCAAGCUCUCCCACUUGUUGUCUUUAUUAUUCCAUUUUCGUACCAGGUAUUUGUCAGAAAUCAACCAUUUUUCUCUUAAAAUUAAUGUCAAAAACACAGAUGAGCUUAUAUAUUUAUAACUUA